Molecule: messenger RNA, 4482 nt
Organism: Penicillium cosmopolitanum
Lineage: Eukaryota; Fungi; Ascomycota; Eurotiomycetes; Eurotiales; Aspergillaceae
Exons: 6
Coding region: 1-4482 (1493 amino acids)
Biological process (GO): carbohydrate metabolic process
Molecular function (GO): hydrolase activity, hydrolyzing O-glycosyl compounds; chitin binding
Source: RefSeq, a predicted model, not a curated record
AUGCGUCUGUCAAUCUUGUUCAACGGCUUUUUGGUCGUUUUGGCGGCCAAAAGCUCUAUAGCGGACAGCUCUGCUACUUCUACAGAGAGCAGCCAAUGGAACUCCGAUUGGCGCUCCUGUCCAAGUAGCUGUGAUGGAACUACCGAGUCAUCUGAGUGGGAUUCCUAUCAUGAUAUCAAUUUCUUGACUGCUUGCAAUCAAACUAUGCUCAUGGACCUGUCUGUGCAUAAUACUCUCCAUCGACAGGAUGGUCAUGUCACGAUUCGGGCAUAUACCGUAUCAAACAAAAGUUCUGAUGGAGCUCUCUCGCUAUCUAAAGUUGUUUCAACGCUGUCAAGCCCCGGGAAAGAAGUCACCUUCCAAUACGGAUCACACGGACCAGCAGACCAACCUAGCUCCAAUGCCCGCAUUGCCCUACAGAAAUUGCAGAGCAGCAUGACCUUACCACCCAAAAUUGUUGAUUUUACGACUCUAUUUGCUAUCUUAAACAACACUGUUGUGGGUAUGCACAUCGGUCAAAGUAUCAAAAAGGAUGGAGCAUCUGCGUCUUUAUCCAAGCUGAUUCAGCAUGUCGACGCGGAAAGUAUCUCGCCCCGAAGUAUUCUCCAAUACUGUGGUCUUGACUCGGAUCAUAUCUUCGGUAUCUUUAUCAGCACUUCUGGCGAUCUAGCAUCCGCUCAGGAUGUCUCUGGAUUUGACGAGACUAAGGAGCUACCGCCGAUUGAAUUGGAUAUAUCUCAGGUUCGGGUUAUCAAUAGAACAAGUUAUGCGGCCGGACGCCGCCGCUUAUUUACCCAUAGAAACUCUCACAUUCAUGCUCGCGGAACAUGCUCGACAAUUCAGGUCAGCGGUGGUGAUUAUUGCGCGAAAGUAGCUGCUGAAUGUGGUAUUUCCCUCGCAGACUUUCAAAAGUACAACCCUGACAAGAAUUUGUGCGAUCCACUUAUGCUUGGGAGACAUGUCUGUUGCUCUGCCGGCACUCUACCUGACUUUGCGCCAAAGCCGAACUCUGAUGGAACCUGUAAAAGCCACUACGUCACAUCAGUGGAUACAUGUUCUACGCUUGCUGCAGCUUAUUUGAUUACUCAAGAACAGCUCGAAACUUUUAACAAAAACACCUGGGGCUGGAUGGGUUGUGGUGAUCUACAGGCCAAAUCAACUAUCUGUUUGAGCAGUGGUGAUCCCCCGAUGCCUGCUACUGUGCCAAAUGCUGUUUGUGGACCACAGAUGAACGACACAAAAAGACCUACAGAUGGCACACCUCUUGAAUCUCUCAAUCCUUGCCCGCUCAAUGCAUAUUGUGACAUCUGGGGCCAGUGUGGAAUCACUAGGGAUUUUUGCACAGCUAGUGAAUCCACGACCGGAGCGCCAGGAACUGCCAAGGGCGGCUCGAACGGCUGUAUUUCCCACUGUGGAACUGAUAUUGUCAACAACGAUGAAGGGCCGGAUGAAUUCUGUAGAGUUGGCUACUUUGAAGCUUUCAACUGGGAUCGGUCAUGUCUAAAUAUGGACAUUGCCAGCUUUGACACUUCAAAAUAUACACAUGUGCACUUCGCAUUUGCGCAGAUAAGCAGCAGCUAUGGUAUCAAUGUUAGCGGCAUUGAGGAUCAGUUCCAGAGGUUCACUGCCCUGAAAGAAGUCAAACGAGUUUUGUCUUUUGGCGGAUGGUCUUUCUCAACAUCUCAGGAUUCCUUUCCUAUCUUUCGUCAAGGGGUUACAGAAGCCAACCGCAAGAAGUUCGCCCGGAAUGUCGUUGACUUCUUAGAUGAGCAUGAUCUUGAUGGUGUGGACUUUGACUGGGAGUAUCCGAGUGCCCCUGAUAUCCCUGGCAUUCCAGCAGGCAGCAAGAGCGAUGGCCCAAACUAUCUGCAAUUCCUCAAAGAAGUGAAGGGAAGUUUGCCUAAGGGACGUACUCUGUCAAUAGCAACACCGGCAUCUUUCUGGUAUCUCAAAGGCUUCCCCAUCAGCGAGAUGUCAAAGGUGGUUGACUAUAUUAUUUACAUGACCUAUGAUCUUCACGGGCAAUGGGACUACAAUCAUCACUGGGCUGUACCUGAUUGUCCAAACGUGGAUACCGGCUGCUUGCGAUCGCAUGUCAACCUGACAGAAACAAGACUCAGUCUCUCCAUGGUGACCAAAGCGGGUGUUCCUUCCCACAAAGUCGUUGUCGGGGUUUCCAGUUAUGGUCGGUCUUUUCAGAUGGCAAAGGCAGGUUGUACCGGUUCAGAUUGCGCAUUCACUGGCCCCGAGUCUGGAGCAAAGAAAGGUCGAUGCACCGACACAGCUGGCUACAUCUCCAAUGCUGAAAUCAAUGAAAUCCUCAAGAGUGACAAGACAGCCAAGAAGACUUAUGAUCAAGGGAGUGAUUCUAAUAUCGUGGUCUUCGACACCGACCAAUGGAUUGCAUACAUGGAUGAUGACACCAAAAGCUCACGCACCAACUAUUACAAAAAUUUGAAAAUGGGCGGAACUUCCGAUUGGGCUGUUGAUCUCCAGCAGUAUAGUAAUGGCGAAGGGGAAAGUGGUGGGGGUAACGGUGGUGAAUUGCUCUAUAUCGCUCUAACCCUCUGGCAAGAACAGUCGCCAGCCAUCGCCUGUGAACCUCCAUACACAUUUGUCAUGCCUCCGUACCCUAUAAACUUACAUGCUACCGUUGCAUGGCCAAACUGGACAACUUUGUUCCUUUACAGUACCAGUGGUGAAUUUGUUUCGACCAAGACAAAGAUCCUCACAGUCGAGGCUUUCGUCACUGACAUCACUCUUCCCUUCGUCACAUAUAGCAGUGGUAGUCCGACUCCCACGACCACUGCAGGUUGUGAGGGCUGCGGUACCUAUGAUUGCAAAGACUUUGGCUGUGAUAGUGGAUGUGGUACCUUUGCCUGCGGCGGCGGCUGCGGUAUCUUCGGCUGCGGUGGCGGCUGUGGUCUCCUUGGAUGUGGCGGCGGAUGUGAGAGUUGUGGUGGUGAUUCUUGUCCUCUGCAGGAGUGCGCAGGGGGUUGUGAGGCUGGCCAAUGCGGUGAGAACCCUCGAUCAACUGAGACAGAGUGUUCCGAGCUUAAGACGGCCACAAACUGCGCCGAAUAUUGCACUGUGACUACCAACGCGGCUCAUAUCACAACUACAUCCUGUACAAGUUCUGUUUGCGUACCAACUAUGGGCUGCACUGCAACUGGAACAACUACAACUAUUACUAGUGAAUCCGAGGCAGACGUUUGCCCGACUUCAUUCCCGUCCUAUCCGACGUCCCCCGAUGGAAUGGACCCCUUCCAAGGCUGUAAGCCCUGCUUCUGGCCAGAUAGCCCGAGCACAGUCGGAGUUUUCGAUCCUUCAAACCCCGAUCCCAACAAACGCGAUCUUGAGAAGCGUGAUGAUGGCUAUGCAACUUGGAGAUUACCUAAGGCGGGCAGAUGUCCUCCAGUACCAACUGCGGCAACAAUCACCUGGUCUGGCGGUGGCAGGUUCCUUGAUGAGGCUGUCGCUGGACAACUAGACGCCGAUAAGCUCAAGAUGCCACGAUGGUUGUCUAAGAUAACGGCAGACUGUGUGCCAACCAUAACUUCAGUUAACGAUGCGGCCAUGACUUCAUUAACAUCCGCAAGAAGUUCAUCGUAUGCGUCGCUCUCGGCGCAGAGUGGCAUGGAAUCGCAAGCUGCCGCAAUGAAACUCGAGAUAGACUACCAGCAGCCGACAAAUGAUCACGUUUGGGAGCGCAAUUGGAUAACGGAAUUCUACUCGGCAGCUAUUGGGAAUGGGGGCCCCACAUGUGAGGAAUUCAACCAAGUUUUCUUCACUCCGGGUUGUAGUGGUCACCCAGAUCUCUUCGGAAUGGUUCUCCGAGGAAUCGCGAACAACGAUGCUUGGGACUUCGUCGGUAUGACCCAUGAGGUGAAUGAUCAAAUCAAGGGAUUGAUUGGAGACAGUAAAAUGUUCAACGACCGAUAUAAGAAACUACAAAAGCUCAGUGACGGAAAAUUCUGGGGCAGAGGUAAAUCAAAUGAUGCUACAGUACCUCCGAUAGAUGCCGGGAGCGGACGAGAGAAGCUCAAGACUUUGAUCAACUUCCUAGCAGAGAUCGCAAUGUCCUGCGAUGUCUGGUCUAUGGAUGAGGUCUGGGCAAGUAUGGAUGCUUCGAACAAUAGGAUAUAUUCUGCGUUCAUCUAUGUUGAUGAGUACAGCAAGAUGAAUCAUGCAGAUAACCCAGGCCUCAUGCCUGAGACGGACCUUUCAUCACGAUACCAAUUAUGGAUGAAUGGGCGUGUGGAAGAUACUAUGUUUGGCAAUGCUAAACGAAAGGCUGAGCAACUUUGGAACAGAAUCAACAAUCAAUUUGACAAUCUUGCAGAGGAUACCGGUCCGAACCCACUAUCCCAAAAGGGUUGGGGCUUUGGGCCCCAAAGCCCAGCGGUCAAGAUUUCUUAUAUAUGGGCAGAAUUUGCCCCACCACCCCCAAAGCCCUCUCUUUUCCUACCCCCAAAGCCCUGA